GUCGCAUUUUUGGAGGGGCUGCAAUGACUUUUUCCAUCACAAACAACACAUUCAUUUCGAUCUCAUAUAUUAAUAUUGUUUGAAUUUUGAUUGCAAAGAGCCCAGGAGGCUCAGAGAACAUAGACAAAAUGCCUAUCAACCAACCCUCAAAUCAGAUCAAAUUCACCAAUGUAUCAAUCGUCCGAUUAAAAAAAGGCAAGAAGAGAUUCGAACUCGCCUGCUACAAAAACAAACUCCUAGAAUACCGCUCCGGCGCCGAAAAAGACCUCGACAAUGUCCUCCAAGUCCCCACAAUCUUCCUCUCCGUCUCAAAAGCCCAAACCGCCCCCUCCGCCGAACUAACAAAAGCCUUCGGCCCGAACGUAUCAACCGACGAAAUCCGCCAGGAGAUCCUGCGCAAAGGCGAGGUGCAGGUCGGCGAGCGCGAGCGCAAGGAGAUGCUGGAGCGGGUGGAGAAGGAAGUCCUCGACAUCGUCUCCGGGCGGUUAAUCGACCCCAACACGAAACGGGUGUACACGCCGGGGAUGAUUUCCAAGGCGCUGGACCAGUUGAGCUCGGCGAGCGGGCAGCAGCAGAUGCAGCAGGAGGGGAAUGGGAAUGGGAACGGGGCAGGGGAUGAGAAUGGGCCGGCGCAGCCGCGGAAGCCGCUUUGGUCGGGCGUGACGCCGAAUAAGUCGGCAAAGAGUCAGGCACUGGAGGCUAUGAAGGCGUUGAUUGCGUGGCAGCCUAUCCCUGUGAUGCGGGCUCGGAUGCGACUCCGUGUCACUUGUCCUGUGGCGCUGCUGAAGCAGUCUGUCAAGGCUGCCGCGGCGCCUGGGGCGAACAAGGAGAAGGAGGCGCCGUCUGGCGGGGCAAGAAUAAUAAGAAGGGCCGCGCGGCAGCAGGACUCGGAUGUGGAAGAUGGUGGCUCGGACGCGGAGACGGCGCCUGCUGCGAAAGCACCAACCAAUGUCAAGGACAAGAUCAUGAGCUACAUUGAGUCGGUGGAGAGUCAAGAAGUGGUUGGCGGUGAUGAGUGGGAAGUGGUGGGGUUUGCUGAGCCAGGCGCCUUCAAGGGGUUGAACGACUUCAUUGGCACCGAGACCCGCGGAAGAGGUCGAGUCGAGGUGUUGGAUAUGGCGGUUACCCAUGAGGACUGAGGCUUACCUUCUCCGUGACAUCCCUCAACCCUUUCAAUGACUAUUGUCUUUAGAGUCCACUAAAAGUAUAUAUCCUGCAUGUUACACUUGAUGUCUGUUACGAGCGAUGACAGGGCUAUGUAUUUGAUUAGUCAAGAAUAGCAUUAUAGAGAUUGAACAGUGAAUGUAUCUGGAAGUAAA
Molecule: messenger RNA, 1319 nt
Organism: Aspergillus novofumigatus IBT 16806
Lineage: Eukaryota; Fungi; Ascomycota; Eurotiomycetes; Eurotiales; Aspergillaceae
Product: guanine nucleotide exchange factor SDO1
Exons: 3
Coding region: 129-1139 (336 amino acids)
Biological process (GO): cytosolic ribosome assembly; ribosome biogenesis
Source: RefSeq, a predicted model, not a curated record